AUGUCACAUCUGCCACGACUCUCCGGGAGGAGAAUUCACUCUCACCAACCACAACAGCCUGCAGCCAUCGGACUCCAGCAACGUCUUCUCAGGACACCUCUCGUCCAUAGCCGUCCUUGCACACAUCACCACUACCACCACCAGAACAAAAACACCUUCCACACCUCAACCCCCCGCCGCAACCUGAUCGAGGACCCACGCUACAGUCCUGCAAAAGUAGCCGCACGUGCCAAAUACCCAGUGAUCACCGCCAAGGAUGCCGCCAAGAAGAAGGACAUGCCCCUCGAGGCCAAGAUGCUCGUCCGGGAUUUCAUUGACGACUCGCUCUACCACCCCAACUAUGGAUACUUUUCCAAACAAGCUGUCAUCUUUUCGCCAGAGACCGACUUUGAGUUUGAGAAGAUUAAGGAUAACAUGGAGUUUCUCGAUAUCAUUGCGGACAAGUAUAAGGAGAUUGAGGAUGAUAUGGACGUGCGGGAUGAGGUUGCGCGACAGGUCUGGCAUACCCCUACCGAGUUGUUCAAGCCCUGGUACGGUUACGCGAUUGCCAAGUACAUUGUGACGGAAUACAAGCUCAACAACUACCCACACAAGGACCUGAUUAUCUACGAGAUGGGCGCUGGAAACGGGACUCUGAUGAUGAACAUCCUCGACUACAUCCAACAGUUUGAGCCCACGGUCUACGAGCGCACGCGGUACCGGAUCAUUGAGAUUUCCAAGAAACUGGCCCAGCGUCAGGGCGAGCGUCAGGAGGUUCGGGAUGCGACCCGGCGUCAUCAGUGUGUUGAGGUCAUCAACAAGAGCAUCUUUGAAUGGGACACUUUGGUUCCUGACCACUGCUUCUUUGUGGGGAUGGAGGUCCUCGACAACUUUUCGCACGACUUGAUCCGCUACGAUACCGUCACCGAGGAACCUCUCCAGGGGAUGGUGGCGAUUGAUGAAGAGGGCGAUUAUACAGAGAUCUACACCCCCGUCUCAGACCCGCUGAUCCAAAAAUACCUCUCGAUCCGGAAACAAACCGGAUACCGCCCCCCAGUACUCGGAAGGCGCUUCCUCCGCCGACUCCGGAACCGACUCCCCUUUGCACCCAACAUGACCGGGCCUGAAUUCAUCCCGACAAAGCUCCUCCUCCUCCUCGAGACCCUCAAGACCCAGUUCCCUAAACACCGUCUGGUCAUGUCCGAUUUCUAUACGUUACCGGAGGCCAUCCCGGGUACGGACGCCCCCGUCGUCCAGACUCGUUAUAGUGGGACCAUGGUCCCCUGUUCGACUUACAUGGUUAUGCCCGGGAUGUUUGACAUCUUCUUCCCGACCAACUUUGAGCUCCUCAAGGAUAUGUACCAACAGGUCUGUCGCCCCUCGCUCGGGAUGGAGAAGUCAGUCAAGGUCCAGACGCAGAAACAGUUCUUGGAGCGGUAUGGAGACUUGGAGCGGACGAGGACUUAUAGUGGCGAGAACCCUAUGUUGAUGUACUAUGAGAACAACAAGAUGUUCUUGAGUUGA
Linnemannia hyalina is the source of this 1503-nucleotide messenger RNA. The record is from the annotation of a GenBank genome assembly. Lineage: Eukaryota; Fungi; Mortierellomycota; Mortierellomycetes; Mortierellales; Mortierellaceae.